Molecule: messenger RNA, 1323 nt
Organism: Boeremia exigua
Lineage: Eukaryota; Fungi; Ascomycota; Dothideomycetes; Pleosporales; Didymellaceae
Exons: 2
Coding region: 152-1201 (349 amino acids)
Source: RefSeq, a predicted model, not a curated record
GUACCUCGGUUCGCAACCAGACCGCAAUCGUGACAAAACACAAAGUCCCAUGUCGUGCCAACACUGUUAGUCCUUGUAACAUACUUGGCGCUCUAAGCCACAGCUUACUGUCUCUUCUUGUACAUAUUUACUGUCCCCCAGCCGACCCGGCAUGCUCACAAUGGCACACGCACUGAGCAUCGUUGUUGCUGGAGCUUCAGUAGCAGCCGUCGCAACAAAUCCUGCGUACUGCAAGAACAUCCUCCUUGCACUUGUUCGAGCAACAGGAUAUGGCGCGCCAGGAGGAGCAUGGAGGAUUGCAGCAAUAUUGUUGGCGCUGGUAAACCUCAAGAACCUCCCUUUUGUAUGGCACAUACGCAUAUUCCGCGCCAUGAUCUACCAUAUCUACUUCCAGCCGACCCCCAUCCCGCCGCACGCGCUCUUUCAGCCGGCUAUCACAUCGACACACACCUCCCUGCUCGAAACAGACUACAACCUGCACAAGUCAAACAGCACAUACUUCUCUGACAUGGACAUUUCACGCACACACCUCUUCACGGCAAUUCUUCGCAACGGCAUUAAGAAGAACAGCCGCCUUUACGGCGCGAAGAAGUCGCAGCUCAACGGUGCAAUCGGUGCCACACAGGGCACGCGAGGGAGCCACAUCAUCGCGCUCGGUGGCAUAUGCUGUAACUUCAAGAAAGAAAUACUUCCGUACAGGAAAUUUGAAAUGUGGACCAGGCUAUUGUGCUGGGACAGGAAGUGGUUCUACCUCAUCACGCAUCUGGUCAAGCCUGGGAUGGGCAAGCCGGAGAGCUGGACACUGCAGCCGUGGAGGAAGACGAAGAAGCCGGGCAACGACGUUAGCGAAGAGGAACUGCUGAAGAGUGUGUACGCCACGGCAAUCGCUAAAUACGUCAUCAAGAGGGGCAGAAUCACUGUGCCACCGGAGCAGGCAUUGAUCGAUGCGGAUAUGAUACCUGUCAAGCCUGAGGGUUGGGUCUGGCAAGGCGCAGAAGAGCACGCUGAUGUGAAUGGUCAUGCCAAUGGCGCGUUACCAAAGCCUGUCGAGGGGACAGAGUGGAACUGGGACAUCAUCGAGGCCGAAAGACAAAGAGGUUUGAAGGUUGCAGAGAAAUUUGCCGAAAUGGAUGGCAUGCACAACUUCUUCGAUGGAGGCAAGAACGGUGCUCUAGGAGAGUAUCCGGAUCUGAUGUUUUAGUGGAUAGAGAUACCCCUUAGAUCUGAUUGUAGACACAGGAGACAUCAUAGAACAAAUCAUAACUGGCAUGAUAAUGAUCGUAAGUCGAAAUAAUAUCACUGAACUGAAACAGACCAUCGCAG